AAUCGAUAAAAACCGAUAGACAGCCUUAUUAAAACUUGCUUGUCAACACUGGUUCACUAUUGUUCCUUUUAAAACUCAAACAAUAGCUUAACAUCUUCCCAAUUCGCCAAUAAAUCAAUUAUUUUCACAUUCCAGCACAAAAACUUGACCAUGGAGCUCCGUUGCAGAUUCAUCGACUUCACAUUCGCUCACGGUGAGAAGUUCUACGGCUGUAAAGUUGAAAACCAGCAAAUAAUUAACCAACAUUGUCUAAAAUUCAUUGGAAAGCAUGAUAAAGGAAAGACUGACGAUGACGUCUUGUAUGUCAUGUUCUCUAACUGCAACAUGGCUAGAAUCCCGCAAGGAAUCAAAAAACAUUUUUGGAAUAUGAAAAUUUUGGACAUCGAUCGAUCGAAAUUGAAGCAAAUUGAGAAAUUGGAUCUGGCUGGAUAUAAAAUUUUGGAAAAAUUCAUCUGCUACAAAAACGAACUUGAGCUUCUUCAUGAGGAUUUAUUUGAGGAUUUUAAACAUUUGGAAUUUAUUGAUUUUUGUGGAAACAACUUGAAAGUCAUUGAACCGAAUAUUUUGGAUGGACUUGAAAGAUUAGCAAAUGUUAAUUUUGGCGAGAAUCCAAAUUAUGAUAAAUUCUAUUCAAUUUAUCCAAUUUACAAUACAAAAUCAACUUUAGACGAGGUAAAGGCUCAGCUUGUUGACAAGUUUUUCUCGCUUGACUCGAAACUUAUUGAAAUUUACCUCAAAAAGCUGCAAAAUCCAGUCCAAAUGUUGAAAAUCUUCAGCAACAGAACCACAAAUUCAUCAAUAAAGUCAAUAAUUUUAGAAUUCAGACUCAAUUUUCUUGAAAAAAGGCUUGAAAGUUUAUCAGAAAGUUUAGAAACUGAAAAACUUCAAAAGUUGGAAAUCACAAAAAAUUUCCAGCUCCAAAUCGACAGCCUGACAUCCCAACUAGACACUGGCAUCCUUGGAGACCUUAAAAGAUUCCUAAAGAAUGAAAACAUCAAAGACUUUACAGUCAAAGUCGAUGAUCGAGAAUUCCAAGUCCACAAGUUCCUACUCGCAGUUCGAAGUCCAACUCUGGCUGGGGUUCUUUACAAAAAUCCUGAAGCUGAGAAUUUGAAGCUUUUGGAUGUGUCUGCUGAGACUUUUGAGAUAAUUUUGAAAUUCUUUUACACUGAUGAACUUCCUAGCGAUGCAGAGACGAACUUUUUGCAUCUUUUUGUGGCUGCUGGAAGGUUGAAAGUUGAGGAACUGAAAAAGUGUGCAGCAACGAAGCUUCACGAUCAAAUUGAUGCAAAUAAUGCAUUGGAAAUCUUCAAAUUAAGCAGCAAGUUUCAGAAUGAUGAGCUUAAAGUUAAAUCAUUUGCAGAACUAAGGAAAAAAUACUCAAAAAUAGAAAUUAAGGAUGAGUGGAUUAAAGAUUCAAUUAAAGUUGAGAAGAUUAUUGAAAGAUUUGAAAGAAAAGAGGAAGCAAUAAGGAAGAUUGAGAUUGAAUUUGAGGAUUAAGAGACAAAAAUUUACUAGAUUAAGA
Molecule: messenger RNA, 1525 nt
Organism: Chironomus riparius
Lineage: Eukaryota; Metazoa; Arthropoda; Insecta; Diptera; Chironomidae
Source: the annotation of a GenBank genome assembly